This is a messenger RNA of Wallemia mellicola CBS 633.66, 2486 nucleotides long. Its product is annotated as alcohol oxidase. The transcript has 3 exons. Gene Ontology annotation, molecular function: oxidoreductase activity, acting on CH-OH group of donors; flavin adenine dinucleotide binding. The coding region runs from base 96 to 2189 and encodes 697 amino acids. The record is from RefSeq and is a predicted model, not a curated record. Lineage: Eukaryota; Fungi; Basidiomycota; Wallemiomycetes; Wallemiales; Wallemiaceae.
ACACUAAAAUUACAUUCCCAUAAAAAAUAUAUUCCAGCGUUUAAUAAUAAACAAAUAAAACGCUUUUGUAUAUAUUUCUGAACCACUCGUUUACUAUGAAACUAUCAUCAACUCUUCUAUUAGCGACGACCGCGCUCGCUGCCUACAACCCACACUCCCACCAGAAGCACUGGUUGACCUCCAGAGCCGACACCUCAGACGACGCUUCGAAAGUUAGCGACAAGGAAUUCGAUUUCGUCGUCGUUGGUGGUGGUGUAGGUGGUUUGGCUAUUGCAGCAAGAUUGUCCGAGGAAGCUAACCUCACCGUCGCCGUCAUUGAGGCAGGUGGUGAUGGUUCUGAUGUCAAGGACCAAAUCUACAUUCCUGGUUAUUCAUACCUUCACGGUUUGACAGUCUCAGAUUAUGAUUGGGACUACAAGGUUGAACAGCAGCAAGUUAUUAACGGUAAUGACGCUACCUUCGGUUCUCGUUGGCCACGUGGUAAAGGUUUAGGCGGUUCGGGAGCAAUUAACGGACUUUUCUGGUGUAGAGCUUCAACCCCAGAAUAUGAUGCUUGGAAUAAACUCAACCCAGGCUCCAAAAUUGAUUGGGGUUGGGAUGAAAUGCAAAAGUACAUGAAAUAUUCUGAAACGCUCCAUAAGCCAACACAAGAGCAAAUUGAUACUUUCCACAUUUCUUUCAACGAGGAUGAUCACGGUACUAGUGGUCCUAUCCAAGUCGGCUGGCCUUACUACAUUUACGAAGGUGUUAAGCAUUGGAUACCUGCUUACGAAGCUCUUGAUAUCAAUAUUCCACAAGAUGGUGCUUCAGGUAACAACCACGGUCCUGUGAUCACCCCAUCAAUUCUUAACCCAACAAACAUGUCAAGAUCUGAUCCAAAGGCUGGUUACAUCGAUCCACUUCCUCCACGUCCAAACCUUACCAUUCUUACUAGACACAUGGUAACUACAAUCGAUUGGUCAGACGAGAAGGAUGCUGAUGGUAACCUUAUUGCAAGCGGUGUUUACUUCGGUAAAGCUGAUGGUUCAAACAAGAAUGAUCUCUACCAUGUUAAGGCUAAGAAGGAAGUCAUCUUAUCAGGUGGUACCGUCAACACUCCACAAACUUUACAAUUGUCUGGUAUUGGUCCAGAAAGCCUUCUUGACGGAUUAAACAUUCCAAUCAAGCACGCUUUACCUGGUGUCGGUCACAACCUUCAAGAUCACGCAGCCACUGCAGUUUACUUUAACACAAACGUCGCUGAAACUUGGUAUGAAUUGAAGGACGAGCAAACCGCUCAAACUGAAUUAGACAAAUGGAAGAACGACAACGGUCAAUCAAAGUGGUCCUACAUCAACCAAGCUAUUGGUUACCCAGAUGCUAAUGAUAUUAUGCCUGGAAACGUAAAUAACUUUGUCAGCAACAUCAAGAACAACAUUGAAGAUUACGCAAAGAGCGUUAAACAAAUGUAUGGUGAAGAUGAUACCGUUCUUGCUGGUAUGCGUGAACAAUGGGACAUUACUCAAACCUACCUCAAAGGUGAGGUUGGUCAAUUAGAAAUGCUCAUGACUAUGCUUGGUGGUGGUCCAGGUGAAAUUGGUUUCCAAGUUGCACUUCAACAUCCAUUUAGUCGUGGUGUCAUUGAAAUCAACUCAACUGACCCAUGGGUUCAUCCACAGAUCAACCCGGGUUACUUGACUCACAACGCUGAUAUGGAAAUCAUGAGACAGGGUGUCAGAUUCGCCAUUGCUUUAUCAAAAGCUGGUGAAAUGGCUGAUUACAUAACCAAGCAAGAGAACUUCAACGACGAUUCUGACGAUGCUAUUGACUCUGCUAUCAGAGAUGAUGCUCACACUGAGUACCACCCGUUAGGUACAGCUUCUAUGUUGCCACUUGACAAGGGUGGUGUCGUUAACACUUCUCUUAUCGUAUACGGUACCUCAAAUGUUAGAGUUGUUGAUUCUUCAAUUAUUCCAUUGGAAGUCUCAGCACACUUGAUGGCCACCACUUAUGGUAUCGCUGAAAAAGCAGCUGACAUUAUUAAGACUCAUUAUAGCCAAAUUGCAAACGGUCAAAACCCAGAUGUUGGCGACCCAGAUGAUAUCAACAAUUCACAAGGUGAUGAUGACUCAAGCUCAACCAAAAGGGAUAUUGCAAUUGGAGUAGUCGUCGGUGUUGUCGGUCUCGCUAUCAUUGGUGUUAGUAUCUAGACUUAUUCAACCUCUACCUUUCAUCUUUUCUUUUUCUCUGAGGUUUUAUCAUGACUUUAAUUGAAAACGCCUUCAAAACAUAGAACAAUUGGAUUUAAAUUACAUAUUUCACUUUACUCUUCUUUCAUUUUCUAGCUAAUCAGAUACACCAUAUCAAACAAUUUUGAACAGAUUCUUCUCAUGAUUGAGUUCUAUUCUUGACGGUUAGACGUACGUAUCUGUCGGAUACAGUUCGUGUUAAUUUGUCUCUGAAUGACUUGAUUAAACGUUUUAACGAUACAUUCAUUUUUAACCCAC